CCAAAAAAAAAAACAAAAAUCUGAAGUAUAAAAACCGAAUCGAAAGGCGCAGAGAAAGGAUAGCGAAAACUAAGAUAGAAAGAAUUUAGAAACUGUGAGAGAGAGAGAGAGAGAGAGAGAGAGAGAGACGGAGGUAACAGUCUCUCUUCUUUCAAAUGGAGUCCACACUAUCUGCAACAACCACGACGAUAGCGUUUUGCACUGUCUCCAAAGCCCUAAACCGCAAGCUCUGCCGAACACCACUGAGUCAAUGCCUCUCGAGUCAACUCUUGACUCGCGGUUUCCGAUGCAUUUCCACCAAUUACCACCACGGCAAUCCUUUCGCUUUCUCUUCUUCUUCGCUGAUGAAACUGUAUGCUGCUUCAGUGCCUCCAGUGCGGCGCCGUUUGGAGUGCGUUGCUAGCUCCGCUGCUUCGUUCGCCUCUGGCGGUGGAGGCGGCGGUGGCGGGGUUGGCGGAGAGAGCAGUGGCGGUGGAGGUGGAGGUGGAUCGGACGGUGGAGAUGCGAAGGCGAAUUUGGUUGCCAGUGGAACCCAGGAGGUCUCCGCGUUGCCGUCUGAUGUGAUUGUACUCGACGUUGGAGGAAUGACAUGUGGAGGAUGUGCAGCUAGUGUGAAAAGAAUUCUCGAAAGUCAGCCACAAGUGUCAUCUGCUAGUGUGAAUCUGACGACAGAGACAGCUGUAGUAUGGCCUGUAUCUGAAGCCAAGGUUACAGCGAACUGGCAACAACAGUUAGGAGAGGCACUAGCAAAGCAUUUGACUACCUGUGGUUUUAAUUCUAACCUUCGAGAUUCAGGAAGAGACAAUUUCUUCAAAGUUUUUGAAAGGAAAAUGGAAGAGAAGCGUAGUCGUUUGGAAGAAAGCGGUCGUAAUCUUGCUGUUUCCUGGGCUUUAUGUGCUGUCUGCCUCUUUGGUCAUCUCUCUCAUUUCUUUGGAGCUAAUGCUUCAUGGAUCCAUGCAUUUCACUCCACUGGAUUCCAUCUUUCCUUGUCUUUAUUUACAUUGCUUGGUCCUGGGCGUCAACUGAUCCUUGACGGUGUGAGAAGCCUACUCAAAGGGGCUCCAAACAUGAACACAUUAGUUGGUCUUGGGGCUCUAUCGUCAUUUACAGUCAGUUCAUUAGCUGCCUUGAUACCGAAACUGGGUUGGAAGGCUUUUUUUGAGGAACCGAUAAUGUUAAUAGCAUUUGUCUUGUUAGGAAGAAAUCUUGAACAGAGAGCUAAAAUCAAAGCAACCAGUGAUAUGACUGGACUUCUCAGUAUUUUACCAUCAAAAGCUCGGCUUUUGGUCAAUGAUGAUGCAAAAGAGUUGGGUUCAAUGGUUGAAGUUCCUUGUAGCAGUCUUUCUGUUGGAGAUCAAAUUAUUGUACUUCCUGGAGAUCGUGUUCCAGCAGAUGGAAUUGUCAGAGCUGGUAGAAGUACCGUUGAUGAGUCUAGUUUCACAGGAGAGCCACUGCCAGUGACCAAAUUACCUGGGAGUCAAGUUUCAGCUGGAAGCAUAAAUCUUAAUGGAACCCUUACAGUUGAAGUGCGGAGACCAGGGGGUGAGACUGCUAUGGGAGACAUUUUCCGUUUGGUGGAAGAAGCACAAAGUAGGGAAGCUCCUGUACAGCGGUUGGCUGACAAGGUGUCUGGGCACUUUACAUAUGGAGUAAUGGCACUUUCUGCUGCUACGUUUAUGUUUUGGAGUCUGUUUGGUGCACAUAUUCUACCUGGUGCUUUGUAUCAAGGAAGUUCGGUCUCAUUGGCACUGCAGCUCUCUUGCAGUGUUCUGGUGGUUGCUUGCCCGUGUGCGUUAGGCUUAGCCACACCAACUGCUGUGCUGGUUGGAACUUCAUUAGGGGCAACAAGAGGACUGCUGUGGCGUGGUGGAAGUAUCUUAGAGAAGUUUGCAAUGGUGAACACUAUUGUAUUUGACAAAACGGGGACUCUUACAAUUGGCAGGCCUGUUGUGACAAAGGUUGUGACUCCUGGAUGCAUGAGAAGUACAGAUUCAAAAGAAAAUGCCCAUCAUACAUGGUCUGAAGUUGAGGUUCUCAAGUUAGCUGCUGGAGUGGAGACAAAUACAGUUCAUCCGGUUGGGAAAGCAAUUGUGGAAGCUGCUCGGGCUGUUGAUUGUCAGAAUGCAAAGGUGGUGGAUGGAACAUUCAUUGAAGAACCUGGGUCUGGUACUGUAGGAAUCAUUGAGAACAAAAAGGUCUCUGUUGGCACAUUGGACUGGAUUCAAAGGCAUGGAGUUAAUGAGAAUCCAUUUCAAGAAGUGGAGGAUGUUAAGAAUCAGUCUGUCGUCUAUGUUGGAGUAGAUAAUGCACUUGCUGGUAUUAUUUAUUUUGAGGAUCAAAUAAGGGAAGAUGCUGGAUAUGUCGUUGAAUCUUUGACUAGGCAGGGAAUUAACAUAUAUAUGCUGUCUGGGGACAAGAGAAGUACUGCUGAGCAUGUUGGGUCCGUUGUUGGUAUUCCAAAAGAAAAGGUGCUCUCUGGAGUUAAACCCGAUGAGAAGAAGAAAUUCAUAAGCAAACUUCAGAAGGAUCAGAAUGUUGUAGCCAUGGUUGGUGAUGGAAUUAAUGAUGCUGCAGCCUUGGCUUCAUCAGAUGUUGGAAUUGCUAUGGGCGGGGGUGUAGGAGCUGCUAGUGAGGUGUCUUCUAUUGUGCUGAUGGGCAACAGGCUCUCGCAGUUGCUUGAUGCUUUGGAGCUUAGCAGGCUAACGAUGAAGACUGUCAAGCAAAAUCUCUGGUGGGCUUUCGCAUACAACAUAGUUGGAAUUCCAAUUGCUGCUGGAAUGUUGCUGCCAGUAACUGGGACCAUGUUGACUCCAUCAAUUGCUGGAGCCCUCAUGGGUUUGAGUUCUAUUGGUGUGAUGGCCAAUUCAUUGCUUUUGAGAUUCAAGUUUUCCUCAAAACAAAAGCAGAUAAAUGGUUCCUAUGCAAAUGCCAAAAGUCAAUUUGGACCCUGAUCUUGUGGACCAAAAGGACAAAUUAGAGCACCAUUGUUCUGAUGCCAGAUGGAGAAAACAUAAUCAGAAAAACAUAGCUAAUGGAGAGCCGCAUAACAAAGGAGAAUGAGAUAUUCUAACCUUUACCCUAACAGAAAAUUUUGAAGGAAGAAAUGAAACCAUGAUUUUCUACAGAUUCCUUUUAAAUUUUGGAGGAAUGAAAGUUUAACCUUAUUGCUUCUGAGAAUAUAAACUUCAAUGUCUUAAGAGGAUUGUAAGUGUUGAAUUCAAUUGCUAUAGAGGUGGAACUAAUGACGACUUGCUUUGGAACGACGAAAUCCUGACUGAGGUCUACUUUUUAUCCAACUAUUCUCCUGGAAGAUUGAUGACUGAUAACUAUGCUUUUGGCGGCUACAUGGUAAGGAAACAUGGCUGGCCAUUUGACCUCAAUACUAGUCAAUAGUGGUUUUUGAAAGUUGAAGUGUUGUUUAUCAUUGAAAGUUUUGUAGCGACUAUAUCUGGCUGUAUAAUUUGAAAAGCGUUGCAGCGGACAAUAAAUAACAAAAUAAAAAAAGGACAAAAGUUUAGUUAUAAAAUCGGUUGUAAUCUGCUACGACCUUACUUGAUAAAAUAAAAAAUUACUAUAUAUUUUGAAAUUCUAAUAGCUAAAUUGCAUGUUCUUUACACUCUCAAUACAUAUGUCAAAUUUUAUGUCAAUUAAUAUUAUUUACUAUAUAAUUUAUAAACUUAUAUUUUAUACAUAUUUUAAAUUAGAAAAACUUGCAAUUUAAACUAUUUAUUGGUGACAUAGUUAUUGAUUUUUAAUUUUAUAGAAAUUUUGCUAGUAUAAAGGAUAUAAGAAAAAGAUGUAACCUAAUGGUGAAUUUGUCAAAAUUUUUCUCUAAUAAAAAGAUAUUGAGUAAGGUUGUAGUCUUAGAAUAUAAUCAAUUUUGUAGUUAAACUUUAUUAAAAAAAAAAAAAAAAAAAAAGAAAGAAAGAAAAGAAAAGAGGAGUUUGUUAAGAAGUGCUUGUAAUUUGACUGUUAGUAUUGUGGGGUAGCUUAAAAAAAUGUUCUGACAUGUUUUACUUUUUAUGUUAUUUUCAAUUCAAUACUUAGAAGUCAGAUUAUAGGUGAA
Molecule: messenger RNA, 4066 nt
Organism: Quercus robur (English oak)
Lineage: Eukaryota; Viridiplantae; Streptophyta; Magnoliopsida; Fagales; Fagaceae
Product: copper-transporting ATPase PAA1, chloroplastic
Exons: 17
Coding region: 156-2951 (931 amino acids)
Biological process (GO): copper ion homeostasis; monoatomic cation transport
Cellular component (GO): membrane
Molecular function (GO): ATP hydrolysis activity; ATP binding; copper ion binding
Source: RefSeq, a predicted model, not a curated record